AUGCUGCUUCUCCUGCUCAGCUGUCUCUUGCCCACCGCCAAUGGGAAGAGCUGUCUCCACUGCUGGCCAGAGCUGCCUGCACUGAUAGACUAUGACCUGCAGAUUCUACGGGGCACCCCAGGGCCACCUGUGGAGCUCUCCCACAGCCUCCACUCCCUAUUUCUGGACAAUCAUGCUUUCCUCGAAUCCUGGUAUCUUGGUCAAGACCAUUUGGAGGAAACAGCAGGAACAUUAUUCACUCACAUAGAUAAAGCCAUUAAGAAGUUUCGAGAUGAUAAACCAUCACUUCUGGAAGAGGUUCAUGUCCUGAAGCAGCAGUUUUCCAAGCAUCUGGAGGACCUAUGUGAAGAGCUAAAGGAGAAGGACAUCCGCUCCACACUGGAGGUCAUCAGCUGUGCCAACUGCAAGACACACUUCCUCACCUGCCAAGACCCCACUCUCUGCCCAGGGACCAGGAGGACCUUCGUGUGGGCUGUGAGCCUCGGCAUUGCCCUGCCCCUGGCGGCCCUAGCUGGAGAUGUUACAUUUUCUGGCUCGAGAAGAAGAAAAAGAAGAAGGAGAAGGAGGCAGAAAAGGAGGUCCUGGGACAUCCAGAACUCCCACGGAGGGGAAGCUGUGUCGGCCUGGGGGCAGCAAGGCUAG
Molecule: messenger RNA, 642 nt
Organism: Globicephala melas (long-finned pilot whale)
Lineage: Eukaryota; Metazoa; Chordata; Mammalia; Artiodactyla; Delphinidae
Gene: TEX51
Product: testis expressed 51
Source: RefSeq, a predicted model, not a curated record